This is a messenger RNA of Doryrhamphus excisus (bluestripe pipefish), 2378 nucleotides long. RefSeq names its product tetraspanin-5. The record is from RefSeq and is a predicted model, not a curated record. Gene Ontology annotation, cellular component: plasma membrane. NCBI's taxonomy places the organism in Eukaryota, Metazoa, Chordata, Actinopteri, Syngnathiformes, Syngnathidae.
CAUGUCAAGAUUAUGCUCAAAUAAAAACUCAGCGAAUUCUGUUGGUUUAGGGGAGUCAUAUUUUUCAGUAGAGUGCUAACCGGCGUCAUACACGACGUCAUAUAAUCCCCUUUUUCGAUGUCAAACGGGCGCUUUUGCUAGCCGCAAACAGGAUGCCGCUGAGAAUUUUUCAAACAGUGGAUACAAAAUAAACGGGUGUUUCCACAAGGCGACUGUUGACCGUAUCACCAUCGAUUUGAUUGUUUUGUGGCGGUUUGAGACGACAAAGCGUUGAAAAACAAACAUGAUGUCAGGAAAGCAUUUCAAGGCUCAUGAAGUGAGCUGCUGCAUUAAGUAUUUCAUCUUUGGAUUCAACAUCAUAUUCUGGUUCCUUGGAGUGGCGUUCCUUGGUAUCGGUUUGUGGGCAUGGAGUGAAAAGGGUGUUCUAUCCAACAUUUCAUCCAUAACCGACCUGGGGGGCUUCGAUCCAGUGUGGCUCUUUCUGGUGGUCGGCGGCGUGAUGUUCAUUCUGGGAUUUGCUGGUUGCAUCGGAGCGCUGAGGGAAAACUCUUUCUUGCUCAAAUUUUUUUCAGUGUUCCUGGGUAUCAUCUUCUUCUUAGAACUGACAGCAGGAGUACUGGCCUUUGUCUUCAAAGACUGGAUCAAGGACCAGCUCAACUUUUUCAUCAACAACAACAUUCGAGCUUACAGGGACGACAUUGAUCUUCAGAACCUGAUCGACUUCACCCAAGAAUAUUGGGAGUGCUGCGGAGCUUUUGGAGCUGACGACUGGAAUUUGAACAUGUACUUCAACUGCACAGAUUCUAACCCAAGUCGGGAGAAGUGCGGCGUGCCCUUUUCCUGCUGCACCAAAGAUCCAGCGGAGGAUGUCAUCAAUACUCAGUGUGGAUACGACAUCAGAGCAAAAAAGGACUCAGAGAAGAGGACUUUCAUCUACAUUAAAGGCUGCGUCCCACAAUUUGAGAAGUGGCUUCAAGACAACCUAACAGGAGUGGCGGGGAUUUUUAUCGGGAUUGCAUUAUUACAAAUUUUUGGCAUCUGUCUAGCGCAGAAUCUGGUGAGCGACAUUGAAGCAGUAAGAGAGAGUUGUUUGUUCACUUAAAGGCUGCCAUAGAAUCUUGAAAGGCAAGAAGGAUGUACGAGGACUCUUCAAACUGGACACUGGCAAAGGCGGGAGACACAUUAACCAGCUUCAGUGUCCACAAUGAAGAGACUCAAUACUGUGUACAUGGUAUAUUUGUGGACCUAUUUUUGGGAUGACAGACCAUCUCUGAAGUGUAUUGUCAAUACAUUGCGCUGAGAAGUUAAAUGCAGUGGUGAACCAAAUGCUUUGUUGAAAGCAGACACAACUGCAGUUUUUAAUGUACAAAGAUAAGGUUAUUCUGAAAAAGCACUGCAUGCCUUUUGUCGACUGGUGGGACAUGGACUCACUUGACUUUAGUACAUUGAAGUAUCUGAAAAUAUUUGGCUAGUUUGUGGUGAGUCGGUCAGUUAGCACUUUGUGUAAAAACGAACAGAACUUUAUGUUGCCGAGAAUUAACCUGAGAUUUAUUUGUGGGGUCACCUUCAUAUCAAAUUGUGACACGCCUGAGGUGGAUAUAUUUAGAUUCUUUAUCUUUUAAAACACCAUGAGCAUUCGGCCUCUAAUGAAAAUCAAGAAGCACUUUAGGAAUGGUCGGCUACUGGCAUGGUGUAGUUCAACAAGGGGCCACUAGAGGGGGCACUUUCUUAAGCAGCAGCAGCCUCUUUGGUGCUCCAAAUGUCAAUCACCCAAAGGCAACUGCACUUUUAUACAUUACCUUGACAGUUGCUGUUGCUAAUUUCUCUGUGUUUUUGUUUGUGAUUAAAUCUGUUUAGUUCGUAUUUAAGAAAAGCUGAUCGGUUCACUGUAUUGGCUUUUUAUUUUCACCAAAUGGAUCUACACACACACACACACACACACACACACACACACACACACACACACACAUAUAUAUAUAUAUAUAUAUGGUAUAUACAGGCUAGCCAUGUAUAACAGUGUUUGCACUGAAUAAAAAAAAAAGCAUUUAAGAAUUAGUCACAAACAGCAUCACCAGCAUUACUUAAUUAACUGCAAUAAUAUGCUUUGCAGUGACCUUCUCACUGGAUAAACACCUUUUGGGUUAUUUUGUUUUGUUUUGUUUGUUGUUCUCACCAAAAUCUUAAAAUGAUUGUUCAUGUUGACUCAUCGCAACUCUUUUUUUUACCACUCAGUGCCAAAUAUGUAUUUUGUACAUAUUCCUGGAUGUUAAAAUAUUAUUUCUAGAAAUUGUGUUCUGUCCUUUUACCUUGUGAAUAACUGGAUUGUGGCAAUGUUGUAAAUAUGUCUGAAUAAACGUCGUUCUUCGUAGAAUUUGUGG